Danaus chrysippus (African queen) is the source of this 282-nucleotide messenger RNA. The record is from the annotation of a GenBank genome assembly. Lineage: Eukaryota; Metazoa; Arthropoda; Insecta; Lepidoptera; Nymphalidae.
AUGGGCCAGAAAAUCGGUGAAAUGUUUGAAAAUGUUGAUGACCCCGAACAAGCUACAAACAAAAUAGCACAAGGCGUCUUUGCUUAUUACGACAGCGAGAAUUUUUUAAAGUACUUAACCGUUAAACGGAAAAAUAUGGUAUUGAUGACGUCAUCUGAAAACAAUACAAAAGAAAGGAAUCUUCAUAUAAUGAAAGAUUGCGUUGUUAACAUACCGAUAUCGAUCGGCUUCCACAAGAACUCACCGCUGAAGCCGCUAGCAGAUGUUACUUACGACGUAUAG